This is a messenger RNA of Geosmithia morbida, 1758 nucleotides long. RefSeq lists its product as hypothetical. Bases 1 to 1758 code for a protein of 585 amino acids. The transcript has 2 exons. NCBI's taxonomy places the organism in Eukaryota, Fungi, Ascomycota, Sordariomycetes, Hypocreales, Bionectriaceae. The record is from RefSeq and is a predicted model, not a curated record.
AUGUCCUCGAGAUCGGGCAGCUCCCAUCCCCGCCCGCAGCGCUCCCGUGACCCGCAAGACGACCUCCCCCCGCCCACGCUUCCUCCCCUGCGGGGUCUAGCCUCCCAGCGUGAACGGGACAGCGCGUCUCCGUCGCCCCUGACGCCAUCGUCGGCAUCGUCCCUGGCCCGGCUCCAGACCCAGGCUCGCUUCUGGACCUACGCCGCCUCCCGACGAGCAGAGCGCAUACGCAGCCUCGACGACGCCGACGAUCUGGCCUACAACGAGUUCAGCAGGGCCCUGACUGACUCCAGGGACUACCCAAACCUCGACCCCGCCCCCCCGCGUCGUGCCGCCGAUGGCAGCGGCGGCAGCGGCGGCAGCGGCGGCGGCGGCGGCGGCGGUCUGAGCUUCAACCGCACCUCGUCCUUAGCCCACGUCAACUCCCAUCUCAGGGCCCUCAUCGACAUGACCAGCCCGGGCGGGCACAUCUCCCCUCCCGCCAUCACUGCCGCGCCUGGCCUGUCCGGCAACGACAGCAGCAGCAGCGCUCUCCCUCCGUCCACGCCGCACCACCGCUACCAGCCCGACCUGGGGGGCGGUAACCGUCGCAGCAAGAGACGCAAGAUCGAUGGGUCGCAACGGCCCAUCCCCAGAGCUCCGCCCUUCCGGUACGGCAAGUACGGCCAGGUCGAACCGGGACGCCUGCGCAUGGAGAUGGUCAGCUGCGACGGCGGCAUGUUCUCCAACGAGACAUCGUACGCCGCCGAGAACGUGCUCAGGGACGACAGCUCAGUCUACUGCACAAAGGGGAACCGAUGCAACAUUGUCCUGCGCCACCAGGGGUCUACAGCCUUCACACUACAGGAGCUCGUCAUCAAGGGUCCCACCUCGAUGAACUAUUCUCACCCAGUCCGAGAAGGCUUCGUCUUCGUGGCAAUGGACCACGACAGCCUCCUGAGCCGCACAGCCCAGUACCACAUCCAGUACGCCCCGGCUCCCUCACGCAGGGAACCGGCCUGGUCACCCGACGACGACGACGACGACACCGAGGACUCGUCCUCCCGGCCCUCCGUCUCCCUCCGGCGGGACGGCACCGGCGGCGGCAUCGUGAGCAGCUCGCGCGCCCGGCGGGCAGGUCUGUACCGCGGCGACGACGACGAGAACGAAGAGUACCGCGCCGCGCAGAUGCCACCCGAGUUCUCACUCAGCCGACCCAACGUGGACGUGUCGACCGACUGCGGCGACGACGAGCAGGCGACUUCCGCCGAAGCAGACGCCCGCCCCCUGCGUCGACCGGCGCCCAACCGCAUCGGCCCCCUACCCUUUGAGAAUAUGGACUCGGAAGACGACGAUGACGGCGACGGCGACGGCGACGGCGACGGCGACGACGGCUACCGGUACAACACGGACGGCAGCCAUCAUGCAGACCACUACAACCAGAUGUUGGGGGGGGGCCGACCCUCUGCUUAUUCUUCGGCUACCCCCGGUGCGGGUAGCAUCUCUCUCAACGACGCAUGGGAGGCCCACGCGACGGCUACGCAGGAGGCCAUCCGGGCCGUGGGGGGCAGCCAGCUCCUCUCCCCGCAUGCCCGGUUCCUCAUCGAGAAGCGCAAGAGCGUCUGCACGAUCCGUUUUGACCCGCCCGUCACGGGCCGCUUCAUCCUCCUCAAGAUGUGGAAUUCGCAUCACGAUCCCCGGUCGAAUAUCGACAUCCAAGCUGUCGUUGCCAAGGGUUUUUCCGGUCCGAGAUUCUUUCCUUCUAUUCAGCUGAGAUGA